AUGGCAAUGGUGUUGGAUGCAUUUGCGUCCUACCUGGUGGACAUGCUCACGCAGGUAGCAACAGAUGAGGUAAAGACGAUGCUGGGUGUCUCCGGCGAGAUCGAGAAGAUGGGAGACAAGCUUCGGGACCUCAAGAACUUCAUGGCCGAUGCUGAUAGGAGGAACAUCACUGAUGAGGCUGUUCGAGAGUGGGUGGCGCACCUCAAGCGGGCCAUGUACGAAGCUACUAAUAUCCUUGACCUCUGCCAACUCAAGGCCAUGGAGCGUGGACCAUCCUCGGUAAACGCAGGGUGUUUCAAUCCCCUCCAUUCUCAUGAGGAACCCCCUCGAUUCUCAUGA
Messenger RNA from Triticum turgidum subsp. durum (durum wheat), 339 nucleotides. The record is from the annotation of a GenBank genome assembly. NCBI's taxonomy places the organism in Eukaryota, Viridiplantae, Streptophyta, Magnoliopsida, Poales, Poaceae.